Molecule: messenger RNA, 570 nt
Organism: Rhodofomes roseus
Lineage: Eukaryota; Fungi; Basidiomycota; Agaricomycetes; Polyporales; Fomitopsidaceae
Exons: 4
Coding region: 1-570 (189 amino acids)
Source: RefSeq, a predicted model, not a curated record
AUGCUCGUGCCCAAUACCGACUCGAUAGGUCUGGAUGCCACCAUCCCUUGCCCUUUCCCGCCUCUGGCGCCUCGCCCUCGAUUGCCCAAUGCGGCUCGCUCCAUUUUCCUCUCCGCGCUGCUCGUGCUCAGCGCAUUCUGGUGUGCUGGGCCGGCGCAGGUGGCGCAGUGCCCGGCAGACUGCGCGGUGCUGGGCGACCCGGGGCCGCAGACGAUCAGCAAGCGCGCUGGCGGCAGAUACGCGCAAGCCGCGUACAUCUGUGCUACCGGCUACUGCAGUGAAACGUUGCGCCAGGAUCACGCAUACCCUGAUUUGCUGGGAUAUACGAGGGAGUUCACGAUGUACUUCAUGAACUGGUGCGAGUACCUGCAGCGCAAACUUCCAGCCGCCGAACAUGGCGCCGAGCGACCGCGCGCCUCUCUAAGCGACUGGAAGCAGCUGGCGCGGGUGCUUGAUGCAGAUGUGCCUGCUCAAGCUCGCGAAGCUGCGCUCCUCUGCACCGCGCUCAACGACUGCGCGAACACCUACGAUGCGCCCCUUGCAAGCACCAGCGGGGACAAUAACAAGUGA